AUGCAGAGCAUAAUUGAAAUGUCAGUUUUGGGUGAAAUGUCAUAUUUCCUUGGCAUAGAAAUGUUUCAGACUCAGCAAGGAAUUUUCUUAAGCCAAAAGGCAUUUUCCUUGAAAAUUCUAAACAGAUUCUCCAUACAGAAUUGUAAAGCAACUAGCACUCUAAUUGCUAUUGGAGAAAAGCUAACAAGCCAGGGUGAUUUCGAGAAAGUAAAUGAGUCAACCUAUAGGAGCCUAGUUGGAUGUCUCCUCUACUUGACGGCCACAAGACCAGACAUAAUGUUUGUAGUCAGCCUCUUAUCCAGGUUCAUGCACUGCUGCAAUGUGAACCAUUUUCAAGCUGCAAAGAGAGUCCUCAGGUACAUUAAAGGCACUCUGAGCUUUGGGAUGAUGUUUACCAAGGUUGACAGCAUGAAGCUCAUUGGUUUUGCUGACAGUGACUAG
Messenger RNA from Gossypium raimondii (Peruvian cotton), 441 nucleotides. RefSeq lists its product as uncharacterized. Bases 1 to 441 code for a protein of 146 amino acids. The record is from RefSeq and is a predicted model, not a curated record. Lineage: Eukaryota; Viridiplantae; Streptophyta; Magnoliopsida; Malvales; Malvaceae. The transcript has a single exon.